This is a messenger RNA of Dendrobium catenatum, 2743 nucleotides long. RefSeq lists its product as uncharacterized. NCBI's taxonomy places the organism in Eukaryota, Viridiplantae, Streptophyta, Magnoliopsida, Asparagales, Orchidaceae. Gene Ontology annotation, molecular function: methyltransferase activity. Gene Ontology annotation, cellular component: endosome; cytoplasm; trans-Golgi network. The coding region runs from base 216 to 2429 and encodes 737 amino acids. The record is from RefSeq and is a predicted model, not a curated record. The transcript has a single exon.
CUUAGGUGUAUGAUUCUAGAGUCUUCUACCAUGGUUAUAUAUUCAAGAGAUUGUAAGGAAUGAGAUUCAUUGAAUGAUAUAUACACCUUUUAAAGCUUGAAAAGCUUUCUUCUUCUUCCCUGGAUUGGAAACUCCUUGAAAUCCUUCUUGCAGGUUUGAUCUUCCGACGAUCCACUACAUCAGUUGGUAUCAGAGCUUGGAGCUUGUGAAGAUCGAUGAACUGCGGAAGAAGGUCGGCUGUCGACGACGUUCGAAGCCGUAGAACAAGGGCGGUCGACGAAGAUCGACGCCGAAUAAGAUGGGCGGUCGACGAAGAUCGCCACCGAAAGAGAUGGACGGUUGACGACGAUCGACGUCAUGAACCCCUUUGGGUAGCUCAAGUGAUUGCAUCACUUGAUCGAAUGGAUGAUUUAUGUGUUAAAUUCAUGCAUUCGGUGGAGAGAACUAUGAGCAGGUCGGCAACCAUACCGGCCUCGUCGCUCCUCUGUUCCUCCAACACGCACGAACAACCAACACAGCUCCAACGCGAUCCUUCGCUCGCUGAUUUCGAUUUCAUGGAAGAAAAUCAAUUCACCAUGUCCCGAGCAGAUCCGCCUUCAGAACCCACGCAUCCACCUUCGCUCCAGAUCCCAGUUCAAUCCCGCGAUUCCCUACCCGAUGAAACAACCGCCGCUACCACUGCUCAAGCCAAACCCGCUAGCCGCCAAAACUCCCAACCCCGACGACCUGCCGCCACUCCGACGUCGCCGACAGCAGCCGACCAGGCCUCCGCCGACCAGACUCCCGCACACAUCAUCCGCCGAUCGACUUCCGAGUCUCGCGUUUACCGAGAUCUGUCUCCGUUCGACUCACAGAAUCCAUUUCCGAUACCUUCUGAAGAGGGUUUCAGACGUCCGAAGCAGGACUACCAAUCAAGGAAGUCUCCAAAUACUAAACCCGAGCCUCCCCGUCUGACGCCUUGCUUGUUUCAAAGGAGUUUCGAAACCCAGGAGUUCUUCCCUGAGCCGAAGCGGCUCGGCUCUCUCUACGGCGAACUCGAAAAGCGUCUCCGGAUGCGAGGAAUCCAAGAGCCUGCCAGGGAUCUAGAGACUCUCAAGCAGACUCUCAAGCGUCUCCGGAUCGCACACCCAGCCUCCGAUUCGCCGACCCGACUUCUGCGCGAACUCGAUCUUUCACGACCAGAUUCCAGUUUUGCCGCCUGUUCCGAAUCCGUCGAAGGAGAUCGAUUCGCGGGACACCCUCUACCCCGUCAAAGGAGAUCUAUUGUCCAAAUGCAUGAUUUCAAUCCCGCCUCUGUUUUCUCUUGGGACCAGACAUCGGUUCACAACCGAUCAACUACAUCAAAGGAGAAGAAGCAGAAUGAGGAGCAGAAGCAAGAGCAAGUAGAAGAGGAAAAUGAUAACAAUAGCCACCAACCGGAGCAACAGAUAGAGGUUGUUGGGAGAUUUGAAAACCAGCCAGGGUCAGAGGUGGAAGAUGAUGAAACCCAUACCAGCAAAAGUGAUGAUAGAAUCAUCAAUCCUGACACAAGUCUAUCCUUUUUUGAUAACCAGUGGGAAAAUCCAAGAAAGAGCGGCGACAAUAGGCUACUUGAGACCCAGAAAAUCCACUCUCUGAAUGAGGGGUGGAAAGAGAAUGAAUACGAGCAGCAGCAGGUUGGAAUCAACAAUGGAGAUCCUAGCAAUGAGGCAAGAUUCGGUGGAUGUAUCUUUAGUCGAGAUAUAAUCACCAUGUCUUUUACACCAAAGGAUGAGCGUGAAGCUCAAGUUCUAUUUGAUUUCGAGAGAGGCAUUCGUGCAACAUCUGCAGUGAUGAGCUCCCAACAACUUCCAUUCCCCAACAAAGUUUUUGACUUCACCCAUUGUGCUAGGUGUCGUGUUCCAUGGCAUGCUGAUGGAGGCAUGCUUCUUCUUGAGCUCAAUUGGGUGCUGCGUCCUGGUGGAUAUUUCGUGUGGUUUGCCACACCAGUUUAUCAGAAACUAAAGGAAGAUUUAGAAAUAUGGAAGGCAAUGAGUUCUCUUACAAAAUCGAUGGGUUGGGAUCUUGUCACUAUCGAGAAGGACAAACUAAAGGGAGUUGCUACAGCAAUCUAUAGGAAACCCACAUCUAAUGAAUAUUAUGAAAACUAUAAUGUUGGUAUUGAAGAUGUCUUCAUUGCAGGUGUGCAAAUAAUCUUUGGGCAGCCCGACAAAGUUUAUCCAAUGCAAGGAUCACAAGGUGUUCGACGAAAUGUCACCGAAGGUUGGGAUCCCAAAUUUGUUGAGCCUGAAGAUGGAAAAAUGACAGAUGUAAAACAACUUUCAAGUCCUUCCUAUGAAAAAGUUGCAACAAAUAUUAAGAACAAAAUUUUCGAUCCGGGAGGAUUGCUAUCUUCCGUCAGACAAUGCGCCUCGACGGAGUCAGGCCUUUUGGACGCAAGGGGAGUAUGAUGUAGGAACAUCUUUAGUAUAAUAAAUCCUUAGGAAUAGUUUAUCCUUUAUUAGCUUAGGUGUAUGAUUCUAGAGUCUUCUUGAUGUAGGAACAUCUUUAAUAGAGUAAAUCCUUAGGAAUAGUUUAUCCUUUAUUAGCUUAGGUGUAUGAUUCUAGAGUCUUCUACCAUGGUUAUAUAUUCAAGAGAUUGUAAGGAAUGAGAUUCAUUGAAUGAUAUAUACACCUUUUAAAGCUUGAAAAGCUUUCUUCUUCUUCCCUGGAUUGGGAACUCCUUGAAAUCCUUCUUGCAGGUUUGAUCUUCCGACGAUCCACU